Penicillium soppii is the source of this 375-nucleotide messenger RNA. Its product is annotated as 60S ribosomal protein uL29. The transcript is spliced from 3 exons. Lineage: Eukaryota; Fungi; Ascomycota; Eurotiomycetes; Eurotiales; Aspergillaceae. Bases 1 to 375 code for a protein of 124 amino acids. Gene Ontology annotation, biological process: translation; maturation of LSU-rRNA from tricistronic rRNA transcript (SSU-rRNA, 5.8S rRNA, LSU-rRNA). Gene Ontology annotation, cellular component: ribosome; cytosolic large ribosomal subunit. Gene Ontology annotation, molecular function: structural constituent of ribosome; mRNA binding. The record is from RefSeq and is a predicted model, not a curated record.
AUGUCGUCCAAGGUCAAGGCUGGUCAGCUCUGGGGCAAGAACAAGGAGCAGCUUGCCAAGCAGCUCGAGGAGUUGAAGUUCGAGCUUAACCAGCUCCGCGUUCAGAAGAUCUCCAACGGUGCCUCCACCAAGACUCAGAGAAUCGGCGAGGUUCGCAAGUCGAUCGCUCGCGUUCUCACCGUCAUCAACGCCAACCAGCGCGCCCAGCUUCGUCUCUUCUACAAGAACAAGAAGUACCUCCCUCUUGACCUGCGCCCCAAGCUCACCCGUGAGAUCCGCCGCCGUCUCACCAAGCACGAGCGUACCCAGACCACCGACAAGCAGCGCAAGCGUGCCAUCCACUUCCCUGCGCGCAAGUUCGCCGUUAAGGUAUGA